AUGGAUGAGAAUCAAAAUUUCAAUUUUAAGAAUAUAUUUCCUGAAUGUAUAAAGGAUUUUAAUGAUAUUGAAAAUGAUAUUGGAAAUAAUAUAUAUACAAACGUUUUUUAUAAGGUUUGCUUGCACAUUAAUACACAAUUAGGGUUAUGGGGAUCUGGCUUUAAUAAUAUUUGUGUUUAUUUAUGUAAUUACUUAAAACAUAUAAUAACUAAAAACCCCAAUGAUGUAAGAUCAUAUUGUAUAUAUUUCAAUUAUGUGCUAAAAAGUGAACUAAAAUAUUUAGAGACAUCAUGUAUUGGAGAAAAAGCAUGUUACAAAAAAAUGAUAGAAGUGUACAAAAAGAAUGGAAUGUAUGAUAUGGAUAUAUGUUAUUCUUAUGUAAACAAUCUUCAAGAUAAUAUAUAUAAAAUAUUGCAUAUCCUAAACGCAUUAUAUAAUUAUCAUGAAAAAUUAAAAACUGGUAGUAUAACAUGCACGUCUGAUAGUCAAUGCUUUAAGAAUUAUACUGAUUUUAUACGAAAAUGUAAUGAUAUGAAAAAUAAAAGUUUAAAUAAAGUUAUGGAAAUUGUUAAGGAUAAAUAUAAAGAUUACAUUAAGAACAAUGAUGAUUCCUCAGAUUUCUCAGAACAAUUAGAUACCUCCUCAAGGAUAAGUACACCAAAGUUAAUUUUAAUUAUAUGUAUUAUUACUCUUGCAAUACCAUUUAUUGCUUUUAUUCUGUAUAAUAUUACACCAUGUCGUUUAUAUUUAGAAACAAAGAUAAAGAUGUUAAAAGAACAAUGGAAUAAAAAAAGUAAGCAUAAUUUAAAAUUAUUGAAUUCCUUUGAAAGCGAUUUUGAAGAAUUAAUAGAUAAGUGUUCCCCAAUAGCAUAUAACGCAUUACGCUACUCCUAA
Plasmodium gonderi is the source of this 894-nucleotide messenger RNA. Its product is annotated as variable surface protein. The transcript is spliced from 3 exons. Lineage: Eukaryota; Apicomplexa; Aconoidasida; Haemosporida; Plasmodiidae. The record is from RefSeq and is a predicted model, not a curated record. The coding region runs from base 1 to 894 and encodes 297 amino acids.